Molecule: messenger RNA, 1536 nt
Organism: Nannizzia gypsea CBS 118893
Lineage: Eukaryota; Fungi; Ascomycota; Eurotiomycetes; Onygenales; Arthrodermataceae
Exons: 5
Coding region: 1-1536 (511 amino acids)
Molecular function (GO): oxidoreductase activity, acting on paired donors, with incorporation or reduction of molecular oxygen; heme binding; monooxygenase activity
Source: RefSeq, a predicted model, not a curated record
AUGUUUAUGCCGUUGAUCGCUGCUGCUGUGGCAGCUUGCUGUCUAUACUACGGAUACCUUGCUGCUCUCGAUUAUUUCGAGCUAAGAAGGGUUCGAUUGCGCGAAAAGACUCAACCACUUCCCAAAGUGGAACAGUCUCCAGUGAAGUUUGGUGUCGAUUUCUACAGCAAAGUCGCAAAGGCUGUUGAAGAGAACCGUUACUUGAAAUUAGAAAUGGAGUUGUUCGAAAAGCAUGGUGACACUGUUUCUAUUUCUAUGUUCGGAAAACCCAUGGUCUUGACUCGCGACCCAGAGAAUAUUAAGGCAAUUCUUGCAACCCAGUUUGAGGAGUUCAGCUUCGGUGCCUCGAGGUACAACAGCUUUGUGCCCAUGCUUGGUGACGGCAUCUUUACCCACAUGUACGGAGGGGGAGAACUCGGUCAACCAUGGCGCCAUUCUCGCAGCGUUCUCCGUCCACAGUUCGCAAGGCAGCAAAUCCAGGAUCUCUCGGUUCUAGAGUCAUUUGUACAGAAUAUGUUCAAAUUGAUCCCUGAAAACAAGACCUUCGACCUUCAAGAACUGUUUUUCAAACUUACAAUGGAUACAGCAACCGAUUUUUUGUUUGGUGAAAGUGUCAAUAGUUUGUUACCUGAUUGUCCCGCGGAAGAAGCCCAAUUUUACCAUGAUUUUAAUCGAGGAUCAGAGAUUCUGCUUCAUCGAAUUACUCUCCAAGAUUUUUACUGGCUUCAGAAAGACGGUGCUGAGUUCCAGAAAAUAUGCAAGAACAUGCAUGCAUACUUGGACAAAUUUACGACAAAGGCUAUACAGAAACAAGCAUCUGGUAAACCAACCAGUCAUGAUCUAGGUGGAAAGUACAUUUUCCUGGAAGAGGCUGCAAAAGAAUUCCAAGAUCCGGUCAGACUUCGAUCAGAGCUCUUUAACAUCCUGCUUGCUGGUAGAGAUACAACUGCAAGCCUUCUAUCCAUCUGCUGCCAUCAGCUCGCAAGACACAAAGAAGAAUGGCUCCGUCUUCGAAAAGAAGUACUUGAAACGUUAGGAAACCGAAAACCCACAUAUGAGGAUAUUAAAUCUAUCAAGUAUCUUCGGUACGUUCUCAACGAAACCCUUCGACUAUUCCCAGUUGUACCAUCCAAUGCCCGUGAGGCCUUCAAGACUACCACAUUACCUCGCGGUGGUGGCCCCAACGGGGAGCACAAGAUUCUGAUUCCCAAAGGUACAAAUAUAUUGUACUCAGUUUGGAGCCUUCACCGUUCUGCAAAAUCUUACGGGCCAGACCCAACUACCUUCCGGCCCAGCCGCUGGGAAACUAUCCGUGUGGGAUGGAAUUACCUACCAUUCAACGGUGGCCCUAGGAUCUGCUUAGGUCAACAAUACGCAUUGACCGAAGCAUCCUAUGUCUUGGUCCGCCUAUUGCAGACAUUUGAAGAUAUUGAAAACAGAGAUCCAAACUUGCACUUUAUUGAGGAUUUGAGACUGACUCUGGCAUGCCAUGGAGGAACGAAAGUUUCGCUGGCAAGAUCCGAAUCUAAGCGAUAA